This is a messenger RNA of Talaromyces rugulosus, 969 nucleotides long. RefSeq lists its product as uncharacterized. The record is from RefSeq and is a predicted model, not a curated record. The transcript has 9 exons. Gene Ontology annotation, biological process: purine nucleotide biosynthetic process; 5-phosphoribose 1-diphosphate biosynthetic process; ribonucleoside monophosphate biosynthetic process. Gene Ontology annotation, cellular component: ribose phosphate diphosphokinase complex; cytoplasm. Bases 1 to 969 code for a protein of 322 amino acids. Gene Ontology annotation, molecular function: magnesium ion binding; ribose phosphate diphosphokinase activity. Lineage: Eukaryota; Fungi; Ascomycota; Eurotiomycetes; Eurotiales; Trichocomaceae.
AUGGCUACGUCCUCUGCAAAUGAGAUAAAGCUCGUAUCCGGGCGUUCGCAUCCCGAGCUAAGUGAGAAGGUUGCUAGUCGACUCGGUAUCAAACUUGCCACUACUGUCAGUCUCAAUUAUUCGAAUUUAGAGACAAGUGUAACCAUUGGCGAGUCUGUUCGAGACCAGGAUGUUUAUAUUAUACAGUCUACUGCCCCUGGGAUGGUCAAUGACGGUCUUAUGGAGUUGCUCAUAAUGAUACACGCAUGUCGUACUGCAUCUGCCCGAUCGAUCACCGCGGUCAUUCCCAAUUAUCCCUACGCCCGGCAGGACAAGAAGGACAAAUCCCGUGCUCCAAUUUCAGCUCGGCUUGUUGCUAAUAUGCUUCAAUCAUCUGGUGCCAACCAUGUCAUCACGAUGGACCUACAUGCGUCUCAGAUACAGGGAUUUUUCAACGUUCCGGUUGACAAUUUGUAUGCCGAACCGUGCGUGUUGGGUUGGGUGAAAGAGAACCUCGAUACCCAGAAUUGCGUCAUCGUCUCGCCAGAUGCUGGUGGCGCAAAACGCGUGGCGAGCCUUGCAGACAAGUUGGACAUUGGGUUUGCCCUCAUUCACAAAGAACGGCCUCGUCCAAAUGUAGUGGGUCGUAUGGUUUUGGUUGGUGAUGUCAAAGAUAAAACGGCGAUUCUGGUUGAUGACAUGGCCGAUACCUGUGGAACGCUCGCAAAAGCCGCUCAGACCGUGAAAGAACAUGGAGCCAAGGAAGUAUACGCCAUUGCGACUCAUGGCAUCUUGAGCGGGCCAGCGAUUGAAACCAUCAAUAACUCGUGUCUGGCCGGGUUGGUUGUCACGAAUACUGUUCCCCUUGGCGACAAGAUUGAACGCUGUCCGAAAUUAAAGAUUAUUGACGUAUCAAGUACUUUGGCAGAGGCUAUCCGACGAACGCACAAUGGCGAAUCUGUCUCUUAUCUAUUCCACAAUGCUCCAUGA